Molecule: messenger RNA, 675 nt
Organism: Penaeus indicus
Lineage: Eukaryota; Metazoa; Arthropoda; Malacostraca; Decapoda; Penaeidae
Product: bone morphogenetic protein 1 homolog
Exons: 5
Coding region: 1-675 (224 amino acids)
Biological process (GO): proteolysis
Molecular function (GO): zinc ion binding; metalloendopeptidase activity
Source: RefSeq, a predicted model, not a curated record
AUGUGUAACAUGUUCCAGUGGGUGACCAUCGAUUUGGACGCCAAAUUCUGGGAGUUCUUGACCUACCCCGUGGAGCAGUACCACGAUGAGCACGACCUGAUGACGAGGAUCGGUGGCUCUGUCACGGGACUUUGGCAGGAUGACGGCGGCGGCUUCCCUGUUGUCAACUUUGCCUUUGCAGAUGCCUUCGUAAACCGCUUCGCCGUGUGGCGGGCGGUGAUCCAGUGGCAGAAAUACACGUGCCUCGUGUUCCGGGAGGUGAGCUCCACCUACAGCGGCCCGCACCUCCGGAUCCAAAGGCACGCAGACGACUGCAAGUCUUAUGUUGGAGUGAUUUCUUCCAGUGGCCAGGACUUCUACAUCUCUGAGGACUGCGAGAGACAUCAAGGUGACCUAUUACAUGAGUUCGGGUACGCCAUCGGGUUGUGGCCCACAGAGUCACGCACGGAUCGCGACAGUUACGUGCAGAUCCUCGAGGCGAACUCACUACCGGAUGUGUCGGUCAACUUCCCCAUUGUCGCCGAAAAUGAUGACAUCGUCCCGUACGACUAUUACUCCAUCAUGCACCAUCACGGAAGGGCGGCCUGUCAGGGUGGGACAGUGGAAAGUCCGCUCUUUGAGACAGGACGAUCGGUUACCAUUACUAUCGAGGGAGCUAAAGUAACUGAGAGUUGA